AUGUCGGCGUCACAGAUGCUUCUCGCGCGGGUAGAGAUCCGGCGCUUGUCUUUUGUAGCAAACGGGUCGGAGGAGGGGGCGGGGGACGGUGCCGUGGAGUGUUGCGUCUCGCUUGGCGCCCCGCCUGGCGUAGAGCUGCGCCGCCGCCGCCCGCCGCCGCAAGAGACGCACGCGGAGGCGGCCAGAGGGCUGCGGCUGCGCUGCGCCGCGAACGUUGAUCUGCAGGGAGUCUUCUUCGAGGUGCGGCAAACGUCAGACGCGCCGGCCGAUUCGGACGUCGAAGACGUGCGGCUGCAGUGUGGCCUGUGGUGCCGGACGAGGCGGUGCGACCAGAGCGGGGCGACAAGCGACUCCUCGUUGUCCAAGUUCUCCUCACUUCCUUGCACCGACGCGUCUGAGGAGGAGGAAGCGUCCUCCUCGUCGUCGUCGUCGUCGUCGGGGUCGCGUUGGCAGCUGUUCGCCGAGGGCGGCGUGCGAGCCACGCAGUACGGCCUGCAGGCGGUAGAGUUGGAGGUGGACGCUGCCGCAGAAUCGCCUUGCGGGUCUUUGGCGUCCGUCUUGUUUUUUGUCGCGCCGCGGCUGCACUGCACCGUGGCGGCGGAGGACGACGGACCACCACCGCGGGCGCGUUUAGAGGCGCACGAGAUCUGCGAUCCCACGCCGCUCCGGGCCGCCGCCGCCGCCGCCGCCGUUGCCGCCGAGGAGGAAAACGCGGGGGGCUCGGAGGGCUCUGUUGGCGGUGGGGCCGCGGCGACCGAAGCGGCGUCGUCUACCUCCUCCGCGAGGGGCGGGGAGGCGGGCGAGCCGGAGGCCACGCAGGAGCGAGAGGCCCCCGCGGUGGUCUCUGCGUCGCCAUCCGCUCCGGCUGAGAGCGCCGUGGUGCGGUGGGCGUUGUUUGUCGACAUGGCGUCUUGGAACUGGUGCCUGCCCGCCGCCGAAAAGGACGUGGAGUGCCCCUCGCCCGGGGAAGCCGGGGAGGACGCCUGCACGGCAGCCGAGCGGCUCUGGCGGCUGACUCUUUGCACGGCGGAUGGACGCGUCUUGGCCCGCGGCUCCUCCUUUUGCGGCUCGGUCUGCUGUCGUCAGGGCUGGUCUGACCUCAUUGUGGCCGUCGGCGACGACAUCGCGGCGGCCACCGUUGUGUCCCUGCAGCUUCAGUCACUGCUCCCCGUCGCGCUUGGCGCGGACGCCGGUGACAAUAAGGAAGUUGCGUUUCCUCCGCAGGACAAUGCGCCGGCGCCCGGCUGCCCACUGCGGUGGGUGCCGGUGGCAACCUCGGCGCUGCUGCCGAUUGCGGAGCUGCUGGUGUGCUCCGCAGACGCCCGCAUGUGCCCGGUCUCGCUGUACGCGGCGGCGGCGGCGGCCGACGGGUCCGUUGCCGCCCCGUGCUCCUUCCCUUUUCAGGCGGGUCAAGUGGUGCAGGCGCAGGCGACGCUCAGCUGCGUGUCUGCCGCAGUGGGCGCGUCUGACGCGGCGGGGUGGAUGCGGGCGCCGCAGCGCGUCGCCGCAGAAUGCCAUGGGGAGACGUUGCGCCUGGCGCGUGGCAGCCGCCCCCCGCAGCGUCCCGCCGCUGUGUAUUCUCUCGCACUGCACGUCUGCUUUGCGGUAUCGCAACGACUCUGCUGCCAAGUCGACGCGGGUGCGGCGUAUCCGUGUGUGGCGCUUGCGAUUAGCGGAGGGUGUGAGACACUGCUCGAGGCGGCGCACGAAGACGACGACGCGGGCCGCGUGGAGCUCCGGCGGGCUCCUGUGAUGCGGUUUGACGCGCGGGUGCAAACCACGCUUGACGAGGCACACCCGGUGCUGCUGCUGACGUUGCACAGUCCAGUCGCACCGGAAGUCGUGUUUGGGCGGGCGGUGCUCUCCGUGUUUGAAUUGCCGCCCGCCUCCGCCGGGCGUCUCUGGAUUCCGCUCCGAGUCGACAGGGAGGCCGACCGCGAGAGCGCCACCGCCGCCGCCGCCGACGACGACGACUGCGACGAGCGGAACUGUGCGGGGUGGCUGCACUGCGGCUACGCGUGCAUCCUCCGCCCUGACGAGCACGCGACGUCGGCGGUGUCGCUGGCGAAUCAAGAGCUACUCCAGCAGCCGACGCCACUGCCCGCGCCGUCCUCCGUGCCAAAGUAUUUGACCUCUCCGUCCCUCACCAAGCCACUCCGGUGGAACUGUUUGCGGCUCUGCAUUGUUGCGGCGGCGGAUUUUCGUGGGGCGCUGACGCGCUCCGGUAGGUGGGAGCAAACUGGGGGCGUGUACGCCGAGGCAAACGUGCUUCCGCCGCCCCGUGCUGUGGGCCGCACGGACAGUUCCACGCUGGCUGCCGCCUUUACAACCCCUGUCCUCGCCUCCAGCCACCCCCACUGGGUCUGCAGCAGCAGCCUGGCCAUUGCUGCAGGCACGACGCAUCUUCUGAUUCGGCUCUUUGACGACAUGGGCGACAGCGGCGGUCAAACGAGUGAGGACACCGAAUGCCUGGGGGUACUCGACAUCCCGCGCUUCGCCGCCUCACGCUUCUGGACGACGCCCGCAGGGGAAGCAUGGCUGCCGAUCGUGUCGCCGAUGCAGGGGGCCUUGGACUGCUAUCACGGCGCGGUGCUCUUGCGCUGGGCAUUUAGUGGCCGGGACUAUCCGUCUUGGGCGGCGCUGCGUGGCAUCGGGGCCGAGCCUCGCCCGCAUUGGUCUCCUUCCGCGCUGCUCCAGCCACACGGCAUGUGCUGGGUGCAGCUAGGCUGCAUAGAAUUGCUCUGGACGUGGCUGCUGCACUGCAGUGCGUGGAGGGCGUCCGCCGCUUCGGUGUCGCUGCGACGUCCAAGCUUCUUUUUGCGGCUGUGGGCGGGUCAUUUCGCGCACGAAUUGCCCUUGGAGCCCUCCUGCGAGGGAGACUGCUGCGUCGCCGUGCAUACGACGGUGUGUCUCCCGCUCAGCGACCAUUUGGAGGCGGCUCUGUGCUGCUCCCACGACCCCCGUUACUCGCCCGCCGCCUCUCUGUCGUCGUCUCUGCCCUUUUUAUCCACGGAGGAGACCUCCAACGCCGUCGUCGUGCUUGGAGGAGGGGAGCUGCUGCUCUCGGCUGAGGCGAGGGCAGACAUUGCCGCCUCCCAGCAGCUGCGCCGGGCGGUGAUACGGAUUGAGCCCCGUUCCACGUACCCGCCUUGCGCUGCACAAGCGGGCCUGCUGACGCUGCAGCUGCAACAUGCUCGCAUCGCACAAGAGGAGGCGGCGGACGCCCACCAGCGCCCACAGUCGCCACGGUGGACGUGGCCGCCUCCGCCUCUCUCCACAGUCGUGGAGCUGCGUCUAGGGGGCGUGGUCGUGAUGAAUACCCAAGCGCCACUUGUCCUCUCAGACCGCACGCUCUCGCCGCCGCCGCGCUGGGUUGUUGGCGUCCGCGAGAAGUCGGGGAGGUCGGGGAGUUCAGGAUUGCACGGCGCGGCAGGAGCCUCGCUUGAUUACAUUAUACACCCUCCGGUGACCUUGAAUGCCACCGCCGCCGCCGCCGCCGCCGACAAGUCCGCACGUGUUGGCGGGGGCUCACUGUAUCUUCAUUGGCCCGCCUCACCGUUUGACAAUGGUCUGCAUCUGCGCCCCCCGCCACCGACAGUUGAGCUCCUGCUCUCAAGAGAAGUUGCGACGACGCCGCAGGCGGGAGCCGCGGCGGCAACGACCGAGUUUGUUGGGUCCGUCACACUCGACUUGUCGCACUGUUUCGAGGGGGCAAGUGGCACGCAGUUGUACGCCCUCCGCCACCCGCCCGUCCCGCAGGACACGGCAGGGGGUGGGGGACGCUUGAUUGGGUUUGCGGAGCUGCACUUUGCCCACAACUUUGUUCAGGACGACGUGUGCGUGGGGGAGAAGGCCGCCGUGGCGCCAGCGAAGGCGGUGGGGGGUGAGGGCUUCUUCUUCAUGGAGGUGGUGAAGGCCCACUACCGGCAGCGGGCGCGACUUCUGGACUCCACGCAACCCCGAGAUGCGGGAGAGCCACUGACGUCACUUGUCGUGGACGUUGAAGGGACGACGUGGCGCACGAAACCCCAAAAGGGCAUGGCACCGUGUUUUGACUGCCAGAUGGCGUUUGAGCUUCCGCAGCCGCCCAAGCUUGAGACAGGCAAAAGGCCCUGA
Messenger RNA from Trypanosoma conorhini, 4116 nucleotides. RefSeq lists its product as uncharacterized. Bases 1 to 4116 code for a protein of 1371 amino acids. Lineage: Eukaryota; Euglenozoa; Kinetoplastea; Trypanosomatida; Trypanosomatidae. The record is from RefSeq and is a predicted model, not a curated record. The transcript has a single exon.